Messenger RNA from Meloidogyne enterolobii, 929 nucleotides. NCBI's taxonomy places the organism in Eukaryota, Metazoa, Nematoda, Chromadorea, Rhabditida, Meloidogynidae. The record is from the annotation of a GenBank genome assembly.
UUUAUUCAUUUUUUAAUACUAGCUAUCGAUAUAAACAAAGUCACGAAAAGGGAUGAGUGCAGUGAAUAUGCGAAGAGAGAUAUAGAGCUUAGAAAUCGCUUUGGGGUCAUUUUGACCCCAUCCGUCGUUUAAGGGUUAAGGGGGAAAGGCAUAUAGGGGUAUAAAAAAUACAGAACAGCAUGUAGGUUUAAGGAAAAAUGAAAAGAAUUGAGACAACAAAAUUGUCAAUUUGUCAGCACAAUAAAAAUCCGAGGAGAUAUUUCCUUCAGGAAUUAUUCCAACAACAACAACAACCAUGUACAUUUGGAAAUUUUUUUGAUUCGUUAAAACAAACAACAUUAAUGGCUUGUUGUUUUUGUUGUUGCCCAAUAUUUCGUUGUGUUUUGUGGUUUUGCGUUUUUGAAUUAAUUUGCACAAUUUAUUGUUGGUAUUGUGAAUUAAAUAAUUUAUUUAGAAUGCACACAAAUAUAGAAUUAAAUAAUAUUAUUAUUCUUUUAAUUAUUUCUGGUUGGUUAAUUACUUUAAUUGUUUCGACUGUCUCUAUUUGUUUAGCAAAAUAUAAAGACGAUGCACAAUGGAUUUUGCCUAGAUUGGUUCAACAAACAGGUCUUUUAAUUUUUGGAUUUUUAAUUGCCCUUCUUUUGGUUAUUUACUUUUCUGGAGCAUCUCAAACAAUAAAUAAUAUUUUAAUUUCAAUUUAUGAAAAUCUUUAUUCUGAAAAUAUUUCAAUUGAAGAAAGACAAGGAAUUCAUGAGGAUUUAAGAUUUUAUUUUCUUAUUUUAAUCCCUUUGACUUUCUUUUUUAUUUGUUAUAUUGCUACAGCAUUGUGUGCAACAAAAAAAUAUUAUAGAGAAAUGCUGUUUAGAAAUCGUCCCUUUCAGGCAAUUUUUAAAUUAAAAUAUAAAAAUUUAAUCAAAACAUCCCCAUAA